Molecule: messenger RNA, 2402 nt
Organism: Porites evermanni
Lineage: Eukaryota; Metazoa; Cnidaria; Anthozoa; Scleractinia; Poritidae
Source: the annotation of a GenBank genome assembly
AUGUUAGACUGCAUUAAUUCCUUACAGAUUGGAGGAGAGGACACAAAUAUCACAUUCGAAGAUCAACAACAGAUAAACACGUUCGCACGAAAAACUGCAAGAAUGCAAGAACUUCAGGACGAAAUAGACGCGAAAAAGGUAUGCAAGAAGGCGCAGCAUAAAAAAGGGGCAGCAUUUCUUGGAAGCUCUGGAGUAAUGCUCCGUGGUUUAAGAUAAUGAUUUUCACUUUUUGCAACCUUCCUAAAAGAGCCUCACUGAGCUAUUCUUGGUUUGCAACCACGUGACAAGGCGACCAUGUUGGGGGGUCAAUACAAUAGAAAUUUUACUCGAAAAAUGUACAUCAAAAUGGAGUUUAGUUCCCAGGGGAGAGAAGUGCUUUUGUUCUUGACCGCCAACAUGGCCCCUGUGGCAUCACAUGCAAACCAGCGAUAUUAAAUUUAAUUAAGCUUAUAUUACUAUAUUUUUGCUUCUGUCUCUGCAGAAAGAACUUCAGAAUCUUGAGGAUGCUGGUGAUGAGCUUUUGAUGUUAGAGGACGACACAGCACCAAUACCAUAUCCUUAUUUUCUUUUUUAAAAAAUACAAUGCUCGCCUGUGCAUUCUGUGGUACCUAAGCUUUGAGCCAUCGCGAGUACUCAUCAUCUGACCCUCACUUCUGCCAUAAAGGGCAAGUAAGAGUACUCUCAUCAAGCAAGGUUUUGACUCAAGUAUGUACAAAACUCAGACCGGAUCAACUCAUUCACUUUACACAUGGGGAAAACAAUGGGAACUUUUGUCUCAUAAGUAUUUAAAUCGGGUGAUCCAGUCCAAGUUUUGUUCCCACCUUUUUUGAUUGUGCAUUUCCCCUGAUCAUACAACACACUGAAAAACCAAAGCUCAUUAUCUACCUUAUGCGGGUCUUUAAUUUUUUGUGUGUUUUUUUCUUUACAAUUGAAAAAAAAAAAAAACAGAACUAACUUGUAAUAUUGCAACAACAUAUACAGAAUAUAUCAACAAACACAAAUUGCUUACUAGUUUUACUGGUAAGCUCAUAUUUGUAUCUUCAGUUUUGAAAUAACGUUAGCUUGCAAAGAUUUCACACAUUUCUUGUGCCAGUUCAUCUAAAAAUAUAAUUAAAAUCCUGUGAAAAACCCUCUCAUCAAAAUUGCGAAAUUAAGUGCCAAUAAGGUAUCUAUAUUACACUUACCCUAUCUACGCCAUUAACAUCAACCACUGUGCCGCCCUUGGGUACGUUUUCAAAGAAGGCUGUGCUCUUAGAAAAAUUGUAGGGAGCCCAAAGCUCUGAACCCAGCUGGAAAAUUUAGGGUCCUCAGUUUAAUGAGUUUUAUGCAAAACCUUAGAUUUCCUAGUUGCCUAAGGAUAAAGGUGAGUACAAGGCAGGGGGCUCACGGGGCUGUUCUUUUACUCGUUCCUUGCACUGGCUAAUAGUAAUAAGACUGGUAUUGCAAGACCUCUUUUGGGUAGGUUAGUCGCAAAUGUUGUCAGAGAAAAGGAAACAUGUGGACUCUUACAGUUUUAUUCUGCAUUAUAGCAGACAUUGCUUCUGAAUCAGGCUAAGGUCAUGCUUCUUUUAAGGGUAAUUUUGGCUACUACCAAACACACUUGUGACUGAAAUUUAACAAAUCACAAUAACGAGCAGCUUAAAACAGUAAAGGAAUGCAAAAAUACAGGAAAGCUGAAAAAGAACAUGGACUAGUAGACUUGAAAACCAGAUGUCCACUUUUUUUAGUUUGUCUCAUUUCGUUAUUUGUAGGUGUUACUUAUAAUUCUCUAGAAUGAUCUAUUUGUUGUAUAUAGUGUCAGAGAAUGCUAUCGGUGAAAGGCAUUUCUCCAAUACUAGUUCACAGUUUAAGACUUGUAUUUGUCAAAAGUCAUAGAAAAGUACAAUGACCAAGACUAUUUUAGUCUCUUACAGCUUGAAUUAAAAUUUUAGCCUAUUAGGGCUCCAAUUUUACCAAACCUCCCCCUGGCCAACCCAUUUCCUUUUUUGAGGGGACCUUUUUGCAUGGAGUUUUAAAGUCUACCAGGAAACAAUCCUACAUAGCUGGCAGGAUUGUUACAUGCAGGGUACAUGUACUUUUUGGGGCGGAGCUGUGAAGGAUUUUUGUUAGCAGCAAAACCCUGCCAGCUUUGCAGGCUACCAGAAAACUUUGUCUGAUUUAAUUUUGCAGAAAAGUUGUUUGCUUUCUUAACACUCCUUACUUAUAGAAUAGGGGAGGUGUUCAUUCACCUGUCUUCAGAGGAAACUCAGGAGUACCUGGAGAAUGCAAAAUCCAAGUUACAGGAAGAAGUCAAAUCUCUAGAGUCACAGUCUGGAGAAGUCAAGGCUCUUUUAGGAGAUUUGAAAGUGAAACUUUAUGCCAAGUUUGGUAAUAACAUAAAUUUAGAGGCAGAGGAAGAAUGA